AUGACUGGCGACACCCGUGACGCGCCAAUCAUCAUCGACACCACCGACGAUGCCGGCGAUGACUCGGACGAGGAUGACAGCGAGGAUCUAGAUAAUGACGGGGCACACGAUUUUGUACAGACAUUGCUCGCGCAGGCGGGACAGGCGAAAAACACGCGUCUCGAUGAGGUGACUGCCAACUUUGAGCUUGAUCGGCUCAACGACCCCGAGUUAUGGCGGAUGUGCCAGCGUUUCUAUAAGCUCCGCGGCAUGGAGGGCCAGACCCCUAGUCGGGAGAUUGAAAUCGAUGGCCUCAAUAUCUCUCUCAAGCCGCACCAGGCAUUCGCUGCGUUCUACAUGCUUCGGUCGGAGAGAAGGCGUCAUGGGGGGUUCCUUGCAGAUGAAAUGGGUCUGGGAAAGACCAUUACUACGCUUGCCGUCUGCGUCCUCUCCCGGUGGCUCGAUACCGCGAGGAUCCCGCUGGAGGCCAUCCCCCUCACCUACCGGAAGGAACCCUUUCCAGUGACCCAGCCGAUUGCCCGAGUGCCCACCUCCUCCCCAUCUGUUCUCCUCCGGAACUGGGGGCAGGAGUGGAACAAGGUGGUGAACACAGGUCACCCUCGCCUGCAGAUGACCCUUCUUGUUGGCCACCGCGACAAUCGGGCAUUGCAACGGUCCGACGUUCGGUCUUGGGAGACAUUGGCGCAGAACAAUCCCAGCCACCAUAGCCUCCGCUUUGCGCGUGCCCGUGAGUUAGCUGGCGCAUUGGCGUGGCAGAAGUUGUUGGGGACAGGGGACCGUCAGCUCUGCCCAAGGGACCAGGAGCUCAUCCAGGAGUGGAUGGACGCAAAGGAUCGGCGGUUCCCCCGCGAGCGAUCCCAGUUAUGGACGGGGAAUUGGGGCAAGGAUUGCCUCGUGGUCCUUACCACUCCUCAGUCGUAUGGCACCCAGGUCGCCGACGCCCUGAAUUGCGAAGCCACGGUGGAGGACGCAUCCGAUAGAAGUAAUGCGACGGGAUCGGUGUGCGGUGCCCUCUGGGGACGUGCCUUUCGGGAUGAGUGCCACCAGGAGCGCAAUGAAGCCAAAACAUACGAGGUCCUUAAGGGCUUCCGAGGGGGGACCCGGUUGUGGUUUCUGUCCGGGACGCCGUUUGAAAUCUCACCCGCUGACCUCGCCCGAUACGUCGACUGCCUCUGGGACCAGGCGUGGAAGGACAUCCCCGAGCUCGCGCGCUGCUCGCGCGCUGACUUUGAAGAACUGGGACGGCAAUUUAUCUCCGCGCGCGACCACAGGCGCACCGCUAUGGUCGUGUCGGAAUUCCGGCGGCGGCUCCAGGCGCUGGGCUUUAUUCGGCGCACCGUCAGUUCCAAAUGGUUUGGCAGUGACCUCCUUACCCUUCCCGAGGCCGAGAGGCAGGACAUCGCCUGCGCCCUCGACCCAGCCAUGCGCCGCGCCUUCCGAAUGGAGCUCGAGCAAGAGUACAGGCAGACCCAGACACGCACCGUCGACAAGGCCACAAAUAUCCUCCAUCGACUCCGGCUGUUCACCACAUUCCCCGCGCUAGCGCAAGUGUCGCGGCAAGAGCACCUCCCGCUGACCCUGGAUGAUAUUAACCAGCAGCCCUGGGCCCACAAUCAAGGGGGAUCGUUCCGUACUUCCCCGUUCCAGCAACACCUCCGGUCCAUUCUCAAGGGAUCCGCCAAGUUUAAGCAGCUCUGCUCCCUAGUCCAAGGGCUCCAGCGGGAUUCCAAUGGUGAACACGCGAAGAUACUGGUCAUGUCCGAGUUUCCUGUCGCCGCUAUCAUCACGUACCUGGGCCUCGCCGAGGCGUUUCCGGAGAAGCACCCUGUCCUUCUUCUGUCGGGCCAGCCCCAGAGGAAUCAGCGAUACAUUGAUGCGUUUAAUGAGAUGAACACCGGGUCCGAGCGGUUCGUGGAAAACGCUCGCGGGCAGUUCGAUCGGGUGACAAGCCCUGGUGUUUUGGUCAGCACAACCCGUGUACUUGGCCUGGGUUUUACCUGUGUUCGCGCCUUCCACGCCGUCCUUCUCGAGCCUAGCCUCCUCAAGUCCACAGAGGAGCAAGCAUUUGGACGGAUUCGCCGAAUUGGUCAGAUGAAUCGUCGUGUCUAUCAGGUCCGGCUGUUGACCAAAGACUCCGAGGUCGAAGGGCAGAUUGUUCAGCGGCAAGCCACUCGUCAAGAGCUCCAGUCCAGCCAUGUAAUGCCAGGCCAAACAUCGAGCUCGGAGAAACAAGAGCUGGGCGACAGCGGCCAAGAGUGA
This is a messenger RNA of Penicillium alfredii, 2259 nucleotides long. RefSeq lists its product as uncharacterized. Lineage: Eukaryota; Fungi; Ascomycota; Eurotiomycetes; Eurotiales; Aspergillaceae. Bases 1 to 2259 code for a protein of 752 amino acids. The transcript has 5 exons. The record is from RefSeq and is a predicted model, not a curated record. Gene Ontology annotation, molecular function: ATP binding; ATP-dependent chromatin remodeler activity.